AUGGAGGGUAGUGGAGAGGAGCCUUCCUUCAAGUUGAAUCCCUACGUAAAGCGCUGGAGGCAAAAUAUCUUAAGCCACCAGGGUGCGCACGCACGAGGUGACCGCAGCGUUGGCACAGAGCUUAUCGGUGCUCUGUGUCAUGAGCCCCAAUUGCCCUCUCGAGUAACGGCUCUCGUAGCGAGUGAAGCAAAGUUUAGGCGUGGUCGUACUGGCUUCAUGCAAGGAUUCGACUCUUCCCACGUAUGGAAGCAGCUGAAUAAUUUGCAAAUUUUGACGUACUGCACAACGCGGUACCUCGGCAUGACGGUGCGGCUGCUAUACGAGCAGUUUCUCGAACUCUAUUCCAUCCUCUGCAUCCCAUCUUCCUACGGCCAGCAAACCACUAAGAUGCUGCUGCAGCAUCCAAACCCGAGGGCUGCCAGUGCUUUCCUGUUGCAGGUUCUUAGAUUCCCGAACACAGGGUACCAGCUGGGGAGGACAAUGGUUUUCUUUCGAAAAGCUGCAUUCUUGGUUCUGGAAAAGACGAGGAUUGAAUACCUUGAGCGACUAGUGCCCGCUGUUAUCCGCGUGCAGCGGAUGUGGCGAACUGUGCGAGAACGCGCGUUCGUGGCAGACAUGCAUUGGCUUUGCGUCCGGGUGCAAAGCCACUUUCGCCGCAUUCUUCUUUUGAGAGAGCUGAAGAAGCUGAAACCUCUUAAGGAUCUCUUCUUUGGGGCUGUAGUAGUUUCGGGUAUCGCAUAUGCAUUCCGACGCGUAGGCCUCAGUGAUGAGGCCAUUCAAUCCAUUGAGACGAAGUAUAGAAACAGAGAAGUGUAUUGUUUACGAUGGAGCGCUGCUGUCUGCGUUCAAUCGUGGUGGCGUUCAAUAAUGGCUCAGAAACUGGCGGCGAAACUCCGUCACGCCCUCCUUUUAGACCACAGCUCGCUUCUUGUUCAGAAUGCGUGGAGGUCUUUCAAAGCACAAGCCAUCAUUUUGGAGAAGAUUUCUGAAGAGAUAAUCCCAAAUAGGGCUGCUACGCUUAUCCAGAGGCACGUCAGAGGAUGGAGGGAACGCCGCAAGUUCCAAGAAUUGAGAGGGCUGACUAUGGCGUUUUUAUCUAUUCAGCGAAAGGGGGCAAAGCUGUACAGCAUGCGUGUCAUGCUAAACUACCGCCCAAUCAUCAGGCACACCACUGUUAUGAGGGAUAUGAUUGCGGCCCAGAUGAACACUUCGGUUGUCCGCAUUCAAAGCUUCUUCAGGAUGGUUAUCAUCAGGCAGCAGUACAUGAGGUUGAGAAAUGCUGCUGUGCUCUGUCAAGCUGGAGCACUAACGAGGCUGCGCCGGGGUGACUACCUCUUGGCGAAGCGCAUGGUGGUAAAAAUUCAGCGCUGGUGGCGCUCAGUACUCUUAUUAAGGGGACUAGAGGUUGAAGUGGCGCUACCCAUGCCGAUUCGACUGCCAAAAAAAGCAGAUUCAGUGGUUGCGAGGCGUGAGCUUGUUGCUUUUGAGUUAUUGCGGCCUCAUCUGCUUCGUGUCCAAGGGGUAUUCCGAGUCGAGAGAAUGCGCCAGGAGUACCAGUACGCUUACCCAAUUGGGUUGCAUACAAACUGCGACUGCCGGGCGAUAUACCCACGGACGUGGGCCCAGCCGCUUCAGGAUUUGUUGGUGCGGACUGCUGGAACUACAAGCUUUCAGCAAGAUAGUUACAUAGCAGAAGCCACUCAGAUGGCCCCAGUGAUGUUCCUGGACCUCGCCAUAGGCGGCCACCACAGUGUAGUGCUUUUGGCAGUGAGACAGCCUGCGUCCGGCAACUUUGCGACACGCGUUCGCGCGGCUAUCAAGGGUGGAAGUUGGCAGGAUUUCAACCUUGUGCCUAGUGUGUAUGCAUGGGGGUGGGGAGAUAGAGGACAACUUGGCGAAAAGCAAAGUCCCAGAGAGCAAGGAAUGACAUGCGUUGGUCCCUUGAAGUUUGUGGAUCGGGUAUUCAGAGACACAAUGGAUCUACAGACCGGCCAUUUAAUUCAGCAGCUCGUCCAGGAAGUGGACUAUACCCACACAGUCUGUUCAGUUGCAGCUGGCUUGGAUCACUCGCUUGCACUGACCAACGAAGGCAUGGCCUUCGCGUGGGGUGACAAUACCGAUGGACAGUGCGGCCUAGGUCACAGACUUAUGUGGGUUAGGCAACCAACACUUAUUCCCACCAUCCGAAACAACGCCAUUAGACUGAAAAGCAUAGUUGCAGGACCUCGACAGUCAGGAGCGGUAUGCUCCGACGGGAAGGCGCUGAUGUGGGGAGCAGCUCAUUUUGUUCGUCUUCCUACCCUGACGCCCGAUUCGCAUUCGUACACUCCGCGUGAGGUUCCGAUCGACUCUUCCCAAGAGGCGCUUCAGAUAUGCUGUUCUUCCGGAUUCAACGUGCUACGGACAGCUGGAGCCGCUGGGGUGUUUGCAUGGGGUUCCAACGAUAGUGGCCAAUUAGGACAAGGGAUAGAAGAUAAAAAAUCAAGAGAUAUGCCAACAUUUGUUGCUCUUCCCGCAACACCAACGAACCCCCAUGUAGUUUCCAAGGUUGCUGUUGGAAAGCGAUUUGUCGUCGUGUGCCUUCAACAGAAAUCUCCCUUCCUUUAUACCUGGGGAGCGUUACCAGUAGAAGCGUCGAACGCGACGUCAAAGAGCCCUGGAGGUGCGGAAGGGAAAAAGCCUUCAGCAGAAGCAGAACAGCGAGCCAUGAUGAACCCAUUCCUAAAAUUUUCUGGCUUCAAAGCGCCACAGCCUCAACAGGCGAAGCCAGCUGCGCCUCCUCCUAAAACAGAAAAGCUGAAAGCAAUUUGCAGACCAACCCGUGUUGCGCAUCCUCUGUGGAAGGGCGAUGCAGUUGUGGACAUCGGAGUGACAGGAGUAGAAGUGCUGUCCUUUUUUUUUAAGAAGCAAAUUGCUCAGCCCAAGGAGCCUGAACUGCCGAAGGAGGCCGCCAUAUCGUGCGAAUUGGAACGUUUGAAGGGAGAAUUCACUCUGGAGCCUGGCGUGUACAGUCUGCGGCAUCUCAAGCCCCUGAGGAUGGUAAUCCGGUCGCUACACACCACCGGGAAUGCAGUCUCGUUAGCAUGUAGUUGGGCCACGGCAGUGCGACCGACUCGGCAACUGCUUGAAAAUAUAAUUAGCAGCGGGGAAGCUGCGCUUUCAAAGAAGUAUAGGACAGCCACAGGCGCCCCAAUAGAGCUGCCGAAGAAGGUCAUUGAACGUGACCAGAACAAAUACCGCGAAAUCCUGGAGUCGACGAACCGACUCUUAACUAGUUCGCUUCUUUCAAGAGAGAACCAGUCCCGUCAAAGUGCGAAGCCGUUGGCGGAGACUCUUGUGCCUGACUCCCGCCUUUUGCAGCGCAUGCGUGCCAUUUAUAGUAUCCGCAAUGCACGCAGUAACUCUGCCUCCUAUGAUUCUGAACAUGAAGAUAGCGUCUCUUAG
Eimeria tenella is the source of this 3444-nucleotide messenger RNA. RefSeq lists its product as uncharacterized. The record is from RefSeq and is a predicted model, not a curated record. The transcript is spliced from 18 exons. The coding region runs from base 1 to 3444 and encodes 1147 amino acids. Lineage: Eukaryota; Apicomplexa; Conoidasida; Eucoccidiorida; Eimeriidae. Gene Ontology annotation, molecular function: protein binding.